Leptinotarsa decemlineata (Colorado potato beetle) is the source of this 1926-nucleotide messenger RNA. RefSeq names its product testicular acid phosphatase homolog. The record is from RefSeq and is a predicted model, not a curated record. Gene Ontology annotation, biological process: dephosphorylation. Gene Ontology annotation, molecular function: phosphatase activity. NCBI's taxonomy places the organism in Eukaryota, Metazoa, Arthropoda, Insecta, Coleoptera, Chrysomelidae.
AUUCAUUGUUAUUCCAUUGAUAUAUAAGUGAUCGCUGAAUACUUCCAAAAUAUUCGAUAAGUUAUUAUCAGAUAACAUGAAACAUACGAUCAAAGUUUUUGUUUUCUUGAAUUUAAUAACGUCUAUGAGUUUAAAGAGGGCCAGUUCAGGUGAAAAUGACAAAUUGGUAGCAGUGUCUGUGAUAUACAGACAUGGUGCUAGAGGACCAUCAAGCUCAUAUCCCAAUGACCCAUACCUGGAUGUGACAUACUGGCCAAAUGGAUUGGGACAACUUGUAGAUGAAGGAAAACUAGGCCAGUUCAAUCUUGGAAAAUGGUUAAGAAACCGCUACUCGUCCUUUCUCUCAGAAAAAUAUAAUGCAAGUGAACUUCUGGUUCGUUCCACCGAUGUAGACAGAACCCUCAUGUCUGCUGGAUCGAAUUUAGCAGGAUUAUACUAUAUUAAUAAUCCUUCACAUGAAUGGAAAAACGGCCUCCCUUGGGAUCCUAUACCCAUUCAUACCGUACCCGAAAAUAUUGAUGAGGUAAUAUCCAUGUACAGAUAUUGCAAAAAAUUUGAACAACUAUAUACAGAAGCAAUCAAUUCCGAUUUUUACAAACAACUGAGUGUGGCAUAUAAAAAUCUUUUCGACUUGGUAUCUGAUAAAACUGGAUGGGGUAGUGUAGAUUUAUCACAACUGCUCCAUAUUUAUAUUACGUUUCACAUAUACGAAACCCUCAAUCCUUCGUACUUGCCAGACUGGGCAAAUGAAAUCAAUGGAACCGAACUCGCUUAUCUUGCAGGAUUAUCUUUGGCAAGGGCAACAGUCACCAAGGAUUUGCAGAGAUUGCAAGUUGGACCAUUCAACAAUUACUUGAACAACCAUUUCGACGGAGUUAUCGAAGGAAUCUCAGCAAAGUUUUUGAUGAUUUCUGGACAUGAUGGGACGAUAGCAUCAAUUUUGAAUGCAUACGGAGCUUACGAUUAUUUCCCCCCUGAAUUUUGUUCCACUUUGAUUUGGGAAAUUCGAAAGAACCAGGCAGGAAACCAUUAUGUGAAUAUUUUUUAUAAAAGAGAUGAUUCAGAUAACCUGGUGCCAAUAGUAGUCGAUCAAUGUUCCUUUGAUUGUGAGUAUGUUAGGUUUAAGAGUAUCCUUCAACCAAUCACCGUUGAUUCCGCCCAAUGGCUGAAAGAGUGCGAGAAUGAUGACAGCGAUUAAAUUAGAACAUUCGUUGACUGCAAUCUCUUUAAGAGAAUUGAACUUAUUCAUUUCGAUUUAAUGAUCAUAUAUUCGUAUAAGUUAGCAUGGUCAUCUGAGCUUACGAAAAUGCCAUCUAUGGUAACUCAAGUGCUCAUUCAACCCUACGGUGAUUAGUUGCAAAACCAAGCUUUGUCAAAUGAAACAAUACUAUCUAUGAAUUGAUGGAUGUAGUCAUCACUACGUAAUGAAGGGAAUUGAAAUUUUCUAUGUUUUUUUUCACUUUUAUUUGUAACUAAUGUUACUGCAGUUUCGUCCUAUGAGGACUUUUUGAACUUAUACAUUUAAUGUUUGAUGCAGUAACGUUAGUUACCAAUAAAAGUGGUAAGAAACAGAAAGUUUCAGUUUUUUUUUCUUCACAAUACUAUCUGUUGGUUAAACGAUUUUUCAAACAGCGUACGAUGUACUCAUAGAAGCCAGGAUUUGCAAAAGACCGCCGUUGCCUUAAAAAGUGAGGCUGGAGUUUCCUGACGAUCCCAUAGAUGGCAACCUCGAACGGGAUGGUUAUAUUAACUUAUAUUCAGGCCUAUCCAGCAAUACAUUCUGUGGUUGAGCCUAGAAUCACUAAUGAGAAUUAUGACAGUUUGAAACAGUGCUGCUUGAUGUUGAUGUUCUUCUCAUUGUGAAUCAGCAUACAUGUUCAAUUAUAGAUUUUCAAACUGACUGUAAUAAAGAUUUCAUGAAAAAUA